UGUCAUGUCGUUGUUUUGUCAUUUGUUAUUCUACUGUGUGUAGUACUAGUAAAAUAAACAAGAUUUUGAUAAUCCGAAGUGAUUAAAAUAUGAAUAGUUUUUCAUUAAUUGCAGGAAAUUAAAAUUCAGAUAUUCGUAAAGAUAUUUACUGCUAGUGUCUCAUCUUUUAUUGUUGACAGAAAUGGAUGAUUUCAACGAACAAGGAACGGAAAUUUUCAGCCAUCACGGAGUAAUACUUCGUAGUGUGAAUGCAAAGGAAGGCGAUGAUGGCUUCUGUAAUGGUACACUCAGCAUUGUGCAAUACAGUUUUGGCAAGUGCAUCGAAUGGAAGCCGAUCGAAGUGUCGGAGGUAUCAGACUGCCCGGAACAGGAUUGGUCUCUUGUUACAACCGUCGGCCAACGAGCUCGUACAUUCAGCACUAACAGUGGGAGCUAUGAUGGACAGACGAGGUUGAAGCCGGUUCGUAUCGAGAUUAGAGAACUGAAGGCUUAUCAGGUGAAGAAGCACGGGAGAUAUUUGGUGCUUAUGCAGGCAGACGGCUCUUCACUCAACGCCUUCCACUUCCAGUAUGGCAAUGCAGACUGCUUCGUCAGUGCGAUGCGAGCGAUAGUACGCACUCGCAGAUCCGCAAGGGAUCGCAACUUGUACAUCGUCUUGGCAGAACGAAAUGAGGCGGAAUCAUUGAACCACUCUUUUGCCGAACUGAACCUCUUUUCAGAAGCUCCGACAGAUGUUGUUUGGAAGUUUAUGUCAAACUUGAAACACCGACCUUAUGAAACAACGAUGGAAACGUUUUCAAAACUUACGGAUGUGUUUUUGUACAAGCAUCCUGAGCAGCGGCCGGAAGAUGAGGUGGUGGACUUGCUGAACCGCAGCCUCAGCUCCGGGGAGAUGUUGAGCGGAGUGGUGGAGGGAGAAGAGGACUACCAGAUGAUCCCCUCCCUGCCGCCUCGUCCAACCAUUACAAGAGGACCGCCACUCACAGCCGAGCAGUGGGCGCAGGCCAAGGACGAGGAAGGAGUGAUAACAGACCCUGACUGGGUCAAGGACAAAGUGUUCAGAGGCGGUAUCAGCCCCUCACUGCGUCACGAGGUGUGGAAGUACCUGCUGGGCUACUACCCGUGGCACGCAACCACUGCGGAACUGCGGGAAUUACGAAAGCAGAAGGUGGAGGAAUACUUUCGCAUGAAGUUGCAGUGGCGCAGCAUGUCUAUGGGACAAGAGGAGAGGUUCUCCGACUAUCGGGACCGCAAAAGUCUCAUUGAAAAAGACGUAAACCGAACAGACAGAACUCAUCCGUUCUUCGAAGGAGAGAACAACUCCAACCUUGCCCUCCUGUAUGACAUACUGAUGACCUACGUCAUGUACAACUUUGACCUCGGUUACGUACAAGGCAUGAGUGAUCUGUUGUCUCCGAUACUUAUCUUGCUGUCCAACGAGGUAGACGCAUUCUGGUGUUUUGUGGGCCUCAUGGACAGAGUUUAUAGGAACUUUGACAUGGACCAGGCAGGCAUGAAGAAGCAGUUGUCACAGUUACACAGUCUGCUGGGAGCGGCUGAACCAGAGCUGGCUGGCUAUCUGGACCGUCAUGACUCAGGCAACAUGUUCUUCUGUUUCCGUUGGCUGCUGGUGCUCUUCAAACGAGAGUUCACCUAUGAUGACAUCCUAGUGCUAUGGGAGACUAUAUUCACUGAUCUACCCUGUCCGAAUUUCCACUUGCUGCUGUGUGUGGCUAUUUUGGACUGUGAAAAAGACAUUCUCAUCGAGAACAAAUACCAGUUCAAUGAGAUUUUAAAGCACGUCAACGACCUGUCAAUGAAGAUAGACUUGGAGGAGAUCGUGUGUCGGGCAGAAUCCAUCUACCACCAGCUAGCUGCGACAAAGGAGUUGCCCCGCAUUGUCAAGAGAACCAUCGGACUGGCCCCGCCUAGCUCCAGCGGAGACUCUACAGAGGACGAGGCGGAACUUUCGGAACACGACUGCGAGACUGUCCAUAUACAAGACACGACAGGUGAAGACGCGUUUGAACGCUCCAUCAAUCUCAACUAUCACUAAGGUUCAAAUCUUUGGUGCAAGUUUAUUCAGUUGGAAUAAAAAUUGUGAUUUAGUGGUUUGAUUUAAGGUAAAAAAAUCUAAUCUAUACUUUUUUGUCAAGAUGGAAAAACUUUAUUGAGUAGCUGAUGAAACAAGGGCGGCAGAAAUAUUAGGCAUCUGUGACCGUGCAUGAAUUGAAAUCAGUAUGAAAAUCAGUUAGGGAUGCGUUGAUCAAAGUCAACAUUUCAGUAUAAGAAUCGAAUGGUUUCAAUUCAGGCAAUUCUAGUUACAACUAAUUAGUCCAGGAAACCCAACCCUACAUGAGAUGCAUUUGAAACUGGAGUUUCUUAUUAUUUUUAACUGGACUGUAACAAGUCUGCACUAUAAGGCAGAUAUCAGGGGAAUCUCCUUUGGGAUUCCUAUGCACUUCAUAUACAAAGUUAUUGGUUUUGUUUUAACCAAGUUAGUAAGUUAAUUAUUUAUCUACUAUAUAGGCUAUGUGUUGAUCUUAUCUCUACUAUGUGGCUUUUAAUGUUGUAAUUUUAAAACAUCACUAUUCUACGUUUUAUACAAUUAUAAUAAUUUUAGUCGAAAGUAAAAAUAGUACCAAACAUUGAUUAGGCUAGGCCUAUUUCACCAUAAGGACUGCUUUAUGGAAUACACAGGAUUAGAUAAAAAGGUAAUUUUAAUUUUAUAAUAUUAUUGUCUUCUUUAGUUUUAAAAUGUUAAUACAACGAAUACAAAUAUACAGUGUGUAGCCUAAAUUAAGGAUUGAAACAAAUCUGUAUUUUUAAAAUCGAAAUAGGUAGAAAUAUUCUGUCUGUGGAGUUCGAUUCUUAACAAAGGUUCCGCAAUUUUUUACACCAAAAAAAUUGUUUAACCCCCCUAACAAGGUAUGGGGUAGGGGGUGACUUAUUUUUUGUAAAUAGCUACCCCUAUUGAGUGACCCCUCAUUUUGAAGGGCUUGUCAAAAGAAACACAAUGACGCAAACCCGAGGUGAAUACCUCACCCCUAGCCAAAAUGGCAGGCAUUCCAAAAUGGGUGCUUUUUCACAUAAAUCAAAUAUUGGAAUACCCGCCAUUUGGGCUAGGGAUGAAAUAUCUACCUUGGAUUUGCGCCAUUGUAUUUCUUUUGACAAAUCCUUCAAAAUGAGGGGUCACUAAAUAGGGGUUGUUAUUAAAAAAAAUAAAUCACCCUCACUCCCUACCCUGUUAAAGGGGUUAAAAAAUAUGGUUGAAUUAAAAAAAUGCGGAACCUAUGUUAACAAUCAAUUCCACUAACAGAAUAUUUCUAUCUAUUUCGGUUUUAAAAAUACAGAUUUGUUUCCAUAUUUGUGAAAUUGGUGCUUUUUUACAUACAGUUAAUAAAAUUUUGGAAUAUCUGUCAUUUUGGCUAGGGGUGAGAUAUCCACCUCGGGUUUGCAUCAUUGUGUUUAUUUUGACAAAUCCUUCAAAAUGAGGGGGUCACUCAAUAGGGGUUGCUGUUUGAAAAAAAUAAGUCACCCCCUACCCCGUUAGGGGGUUAAAAAAAAUUUUAGAUGUGAAAAAUUACGGAACCUUAGAUUUGUUACAACUUAAUUUAUACACUGUAUAACCUUGCUUCCAAUGGCUUUUGUUGAACUGUUUUAAGUUGUUCUUUGGUGAAACUAUUUUUUUCUAGUUAGGUAAAGAUUUAAUUUGUCUAUGAUUUGGAAUAGCUUUGGUGAUGUCUUACAUAGAUAUAGAUUAUGUUAAAAGCAUAUUAUUGUUUGUUUUUAAAGAUAUUUAUUUUCAGGUAUUUAUAAAUUUCUUAUU
Molecule: messenger RNA, 3829 nt
Organism: Macrosteles quadrilineatus (aster leafhopper)
Lineage: Eukaryota; Metazoa; Arthropoda; Insecta; Hemiptera; Cicadellidae
Product: TBC1 domain family member 15-like
Exons: 11
Coding region: 182-2056 (624 amino acids)
Biological process (GO): activation of GTPase activity
Molecular function (GO): GTPase activator activity
Source: RefSeq, a predicted model, not a curated record